Messenger RNA from Ruditapes philippinarum (Manila clam), 1611 nucleotides. Its product is annotated as TBC1 domain family member 12-like. Lineage: Eukaryota; Metazoa; Mollusca; Bivalvia; Venerida; Veneridae. The record is from RefSeq and is a predicted model, not a curated record.
AUAAAGUUUUUUUUCUUUCCCAUUAUUUUACGCAAUAGUUACAGCUAACUAUUCACUACCAAUUUCUCCACCCCCUCAUUUGCAUAUCCAAAAUGGCCGUGUUAUGUCGUCGGCUUGGAGCUAUUUUGACUGGAAUUUGUGCAGAUAAACUUUAUUGCAGGAGCUGAAGACAAGAAAUGCUCAUUAAAACAAAGAAUUUAAUUUUAUAGUCCUUAAUUUUUGUUUAGAACAUGAAUAUUUUGAAACGUUUCAGUGUUAUUCAUUUAUUUUAACAUGUCUAAAAGGUCAGUAACAUUGGAUUUAUGUUUACUUACCUGUGCUAGGUCUGAGGUGGAGAAUAAUUUAAAAAACAAUCGAAUUUAAAUGGCAGCACCUCUACCUAGUAAUCUGUUCGUAAAGAAUGAGAUCUAAAAUGAGCGAAUACAUUUCUACAGAAGGAAUGUCUAGGGUCAGUAACAAUGGAAACGAAGAGGAAAUUUUGACAGUAAAUAUUUUUAACAACAAUGAAGAUAUUGAUUCAUUAAAGGCAAGGUUGAAAGAAAUUUCAGCAAAUGAUACUGAGAACAUUGAAGAAGAUAACAGCUUUUUAGUGUCUGAAACCAGAAAAGAUACAGAAUGUAACGGCUCAUCCAAUUUAAAUCAACCGGAUGAUGAAGCUCAAUACAUAUCUGAUAACUCUGUCGAACAGACUGACUCGUUAUGCUUGUCAACAGAAACACUAAUAGACAGUGCAGAUUCAAAUUCUAGGCAUCAUUGGAAAGAUCAGACUGUAGAAUCAGGAUUAAAGAGUGGAGUAAAGCAACCGCGGCAUCUUUUUGAAUCCCAUUCUGAUUCAGUAAUAGCUCACAGUAACAAUGUGGUUACUAUGUCAACAACUAAAGUGACAUCUGGAUUACUCAUUUCCCCUACAUCACUUACACAGGAUGUUCACGUUAUAAUGAAAGAUGAAAGACAACGGAUGUCAGCAGUACUUGAUAGUCUAGAUCUUCAUCUUGUUUACAUUCCUACCACUCAACAGUUAGUUGCAACUAAGAAAACAGAAUUGCAAAAUGGUACAAAUGAUUCUGGAGAGUCUACUAGAAAUGGAAGAACUGAUGAAAGUGAGACUGAAUCCUCUGGAUAUAAAAGUAAUGAUACAAGCGGUAUUGUAAGGACACAAAGAAGUAAUAGUUCACCAGUAAAAAUGUCUGAUUCAAGCUCAGUGCAUAGCAUUCAAUUUCUAUCACCAGUGAACUUGGAAGAUACAACUAGUGUGAAUGAAACAGAGUGUUUGAUUAGAAUCAGGGAUCCUGAUGGAAAUUCUUGUGAUAACUCUGAAUUUGUGUGCAAUUUUCCUAGGACUAGUACAAAUGAUUCAUUAUUACGAACUUUUACAGAUGCUUCUAGUCUUUCAAGUUUAAGUACAGGUACUGACUUUUCUGUAUCAGCUGCCUCACUAGAUGAUGGGGAAGGAACAGGGCAUUGUAUAGACACUGGGGAUGGGGGGUUUAUGGAAAUAAACUUGCACUCAAGAAAUUCCUUUGAAAGAGGAAAGAACCCUUCACAAGACAGUGGCUUUGAAGAUAAACAUAGUAAACCAAAGAGAAAAGGAAUCUCUGGUUUUUUAUCAAG